AUCUCUCUAAGGCUAUUGACAAUUUUGUGUCCGUCCAAGUAAGUCAACCCCCCCAACUUCUUUCUGAGUUCUCUGUCCAAAAGCAGAGACAAUCCGCAUUUUAUGAAUUUCUGAUUGGUGUCCUCUGUUUCUCAUUCUCAGACAGAAACAGAGACUCUCUGUUUUGAAACAGAGGAAGAGAAGCAAAAAAAAAAAAAAUGAAAACAGAGACAUUGACUUUGGUGCUGGUGAAUCUGGCUGGUAUAAUGGAGAGGGCAGACGAGUCAUUGUUGCCAGGGGUGUACAAGGAGGUUGGUGAAGCUUUACACACAGACCCAACUGGGUUAGGCUCACUCACUCUGUUCCGAUCCAUAGUUCAGUCUUCUUGUUAUCCACUUGCCGCUUACUUGGCUGUGCGUCACAACCGUGCCCAUGUCAUUGCUCUCGGCGCUUUUCUCUGGGCCGCCGCCACCUUUCUCGUUGCCAUCUCCUCCACCUUCUUCCAGGUGGCAGUUUCAAGAGGUUUAAACGGGAUUGGACUUGCAAUAGUGACACCCGCCAUUCAGUCCCUUGUAGCUGACUCAACUGAUGAUAGCAACCGUGGUAUGGCUUUUGGAUGGCUACAACUAACAGGAAACCUUGGUUCUAUAAUUGGUGGGCUAUCUUCUGUAUUAAUAGCCUCAACAUCAUUCAUGGGCAUCCCUGGUUGGAGAAUUGCCUUCGUUUUGGUUGGACUAGUAAGUGUCAUAGUAGGAACUUUGGUCUACCUAUUUGCAAAUGAUCCAAACUUUUCUGAGACUGAUAGAGCUAAAGGUGGAAUUCACCGUAAGUCCUUUUGGUUGGAAGUUAAAGACGUAAUUAAAGAAGCAAAGUCUGUUAUGAGAAUCCCAUCUUUCCAGAUAAUUGUGGCACAGGGUGUCUCUGGAUCAUUCCCCUGGUCAGCAUUGUCAUUCACGACUAUGUGGUUAGAACUUAUUGGGUUCUCCCAUAAAACAACAGCAUUACUUUGGACGCUCUUUAUAAUUGCUGCUUCACUUGGGGGUCUGUUUGGAGGGAAAAUGGGGGAUUUGCUUGCAAAACGCUUACCCAAUUCUGGGAGAAUACUCCUUUCGCAGAUAAGCUCAGGUUCUGCCAUUCCAUUAGCUGCGAUUUUACUGCUGGUAUUGCCUGAUGAUCCAUCCACAGGAUUCAUGCAUGGGCUGGUUUUGUUUGUAAUGGGAUUGAGCAUAUCCUGGAAUGCUCCAGCAACUAACAAUCCCAUAUUUGCAGAGAUAGUCCCUGAGAAGUCGCGCACGAGCAUCUAUGCAUUGGAUCGAUCUUUUGAGUCCAUACUAUCGUCAUUUGCACCCCCUGUAGUUGGAAUUUUGGCUCAGCACGUGUACGGUUAUAAACCUGUUCCAAAGGGAUCAUCAGACGCUGUAGAGAUAGAAACUGAUAGAGAGAAUGCUGCAUCAUUGGCCAAGGCACUCUAUACAGCAAUUGGCCUUCCAAUGGCAAUUUGUUGCUCCAUCUACUCCUUCCUCUAUUGCACAUAUCCAAGAGACAGGGAGCGGGCAAGAAUGCAGGAAUUAAUAGAAUCAGAAAUGCAACAACUAGAGGAAGAUAAUUCUCCUUCAAGAGAAGAGUUCGCUGAAGUUCAUGUUUCAGAAACAAAAGAGCUGAAUGGCAAGGAAAGAAGUGAAGUCAGCAUUAAAUUUGGAGGGGAGGAGAAUCUUGAUUUGGACAACAACGAUGAGAAGUCAUUGCUUUCCCAUCAGCAAAUGUUCUUAAAUCCAGGACAAUAAUGAACCUGCCAAGCUGAAGCUAAAUUAUGAGGUCCUGUCUAGUUCAUAAUCAACUCAAAAUGAUGAAAAUGCUUCAUCAAUACACUUUGUCCAGAACGGUUAGCACCUUAUGAGAUCCCUUCAAGUUCAUAACCAACAGUUGUUUGCAUUCCAAGUCACUCAGAAUUAUAGUCUUGAUUCAGAAAUCAACUGGUUGGUUUAUUCCGCGAUAUGAGAAAAAAUUAAAAAGGUUAAUUCUUGUUAGAAAACACUUGUUAAAUCUUUUAUGAUCUCAAUCUUUUGAUUAACAGGUAUUAUAAUAAUUAUCCAUGUUAUUAGAAGUAAUAACAUGGAAAUUAUUUUUAUUCAUAUUCAUGAAUACAUUGAAAUUGCAAGCUUUGACAGGGAUUUUAGUCAACUGUGAUAUAAGAUGUGGGGUUUAGCUCUGGUAUGGCUUUAUGUAAAAGGGUUGUGAUAUAAGGCUUUAUGUCAGAAUUUUUGUCAACUACUUAGCUUUAUGUCAGUAUUUGUCAACUUUAUAGGCUUUCGGAUCAGUUGUAUACAAUUUCUCCCAUUUAUUCAAUUCUUUAUUAAAUGGGACUCA
Messenger RNA from Quercus robur (English oak), 2346 nucleotides. RefSeq lists its product as uncharacterized. Gene Ontology annotation, biological process: transmembrane transport. The record is from RefSeq and is a predicted model, not a curated record. Lineage: Eukaryota; Viridiplantae; Streptophyta; Magnoliopsida; Fagales; Fagaceae. Gene Ontology annotation, molecular function: transmembrane transporter activity. The transcript has 3 exons. Bases 198 to 1763 code for a protein of 521 amino acids. Gene Ontology annotation, cellular component: membrane.